CGUUAACCCCGCCUGCUCCCGCCGCAGCUUCCGCUGCCGCCGCCGCUCCCUCGGUCCCGGUCUCAGUCCCGGUCCCGGUCCCACCUCGCCGCCGCCACCGGCGCCAUGAACAAGAAGAAGAAGCCGUUCCUGGGCAUGCCCGCGCCCCUAGGCUACGUGCCGGGGCUGGGCCGCGGAGCCACAGGUUUCACCACCCGCUCCGAUAUCGGCCCUGCCCGUGAUGCCAAUGACCCUGUGGACGAUCGCCAUGCACCGCCCGGGAAGAGAACUGUGGGGGAUCAGAUGAAGAAGAACCAAACAGCUGAUGAUGACGAUGAGGAUUUGAAUGACACCAAUUAUGAUGAGUUCAAUGGGUACGCUGGGAGCCUCUUCUCAAGUGGUCCCUAUGAGAAGGAUGACGAGGAAGCAGAUGCUAUUUAUGCAGCUCUGGAUAAGAGGAUGGAUGAACGCAGGAAAGAACGAAGGGAACAACGAGAGAAAGAGGAAAUAGAGAAAUACCGUAUGGAACGACCCAAAAUUCAGCAGCAGUUCUCAGACUUGAAACGGAAGCUGGCAGAGGUCACAGAGGAAGAGUGGCUGAGUAUCCCAGAAGUUGGUGAUGCCAGGAACAAGCGCCAGAGGAAUCCUCGCUACGAGAAGCUGACUCCUGUGCCUGACAGCUUCUUUGCAAAGCAUUUGCAGUCAGGGGAGAAUCACACUUCUGUGGACCCACGCCAAACACAAUUUGGUGGAUUGAAUACUCCAUAUCCAGGGGGCCUGAACACUCCCUACCCAGGAGGAAUGACACCAGGCUUAAUGACACCUGGGACAGGUGAAUUGGAUAUGAGGAAGAUUGGCCAAGCCAGGAACACCUUGAUGGAUAUGAGGCUAAGCCAGGUGUCAGACUCUGUGAGUGGCCAGACUGUAGUGGACCCCAAAGGAUAUUUGACAGACUUGAAUUCCAUGAUUCCCACCCAUGGAGGAGAUAUCAAUGAUAUCAAAAAAGCCCGCUUGCUCCUGAAAUCAGUGCGAGAGACCAAUCCUCACCAUCCUCCAGCCUGGAUAGCAUCAGCCCGACUAGAGGAGGUCACUGGCAAGCUCCAAGUAGCUCGAAACCUCAUCAUGAAAGGCACAGAGAUGUGCCCUAAGAGUGAAGAUGUUUGGUUAGAAGCUGCUCGGCUUCAGCCUGGGGAUACAGCCAAGGCCGUUGUGGCUCAAGCUGUCCGCCACCUCCCGCAGUCUGUGCGAAUCUACAUCAGAGCAGCAGAGCUGGAGACAGACAUCCGGGCAAAGAAACGUGUCCUGAGGAAAGCCCUUGAGCAUGUUCCAAACUCGGUGCGUUUGUGGAAAGCAGCCGUGGAGUUAGAGGAACCUGAGGAUGCCAGGAUCAUGCUGAGCCGGGCUGUGGAGUGCUGUCCAACGAGUGUUGAACUGUGGCUUGCACUGGCCAGGCUGGAGACGUACGAGAAUGCACGGAAAGUCCUUAACAAAGCCCGAGAGAAUAUUCCAACAGAUCGGCACAUCUGGAUUACUGCUGCCAAGCUGGAGGAAGCCAAUGGAAACACCCAGAUGGUGGAGAAAAUCAUUGACAGAGCCAUCACAUCCCUCAGGGCUAACGGUGUGGAGAUCAACAGGGAGCAGUGGAUACAGGAUGCUGAGGAAUGCGAUAAAGCUGGAAGUGUGGCCACGUGCCAGGCAAUCAUGCGAGCUGUCAUUGGGAUCGGGAUUGAGGAGGAGGAUCGGAAACAUACCUGGAUGGAGGAUGCAGACAGUUGUGUAGCUCACAACGCCCUGGAGUGUGCCCGAGCAAUUUAUGCCUAUGCCCUGCAAGUCUUCCCCAGCAAGAAGAGCGUGUGGCUGCGAGCAGCCUACUUCGAAAAGAACCAUGGCACAAGAGAAUCCUUGGAGGCUCUUUUGCAGAGGGCUGUUGCUCACUGUCCCAAAGCAGAAGUGCUCUGGCUCAUGGGAGCCAAAUCCAAGUGGCUGGCGGGAGAUGUGCCAGCAGCCAGAAGCAUUUUGGCCUUGGCUUUCCAGGCCAACCCCAACAGCGAGGAGAUCUGGCUUGCUGCCGUGAAGCUCGAGUCGGAGAACAAUGAGUAUGAAAGAGCAAGGAGGCUGCUGGCUAAAGCUCGCAGCAGUGCCCCCACUGCAAGGGUCUUCAUGAAGUCAGUGAAGUUAGAAUGGGUGCUGGGGAACAUUGCUGCAGCCCAGGAGCUUUGUGAGGAAGCCCUGAAGCACUACGAGGACUUCCCCAAACUGUGGAUGAUGAAAGGACAAAUUGAGGAACAAAAAGAGCUGGUGGACAAAGCCCGGGAGGCAUAUAAUCAAGGGCUGAAAAAGUGUCCCCACUCCAUACCCCUGUGGCUUCUGCUGUCCAGGCUGGAGGAGAAGGUUGGGCAGUUGACCAGAGCAAGAGCUAUCCUGGAAAAGUCUCGCCUAAAGAAUCCAAAGAAUCCAGAUCUCUGGUUGGAGUCGGUGCGGCUGGAGUACAGAGCUGGGCUAAAGAACAUUGCAAACACUCUGAUGGCCAAGGCACUGCAAGAAUGCCCCAAUUCAGGAAUCCUGUGGUCAGAGGCAAUUUUCCUUGAAGCGCGACCGCAACGCAAGACCAAGAGUGUGGAUGCUCUCAAGAAGUGUGAACACGACCCACACGUCCUGCUGGCUGUGGCCAAGCUCUUCUGGAGCGAGCGUAAAAUAACCAAGGCCAGGGAAUGGUUCCACCGAACAGUGAAGAUCGACUCUGACCUGGGGGAUGCCUGGGCUUUCUUCUACAAGUUCGAGCUCCAGCAUGGCACGGAGGAACAGCAAGAAGAGGUGAGGAAGCGCUGUGAGAAUGCCGAGCCUCGCCAUGGGGAGCUCUGGUGUGAUGUCUCCAAGGACAUAGAGAAUUGGCAGAAGAAGAUUGGGGAGAUCCUCGUGCUUGUGGCAGCCAAGCUUAAAAACACCUUCUAGAGUCCCCUGCCUUCAUCCCGAGUCAUCUCUGUAGGACUUGCCUGCUUACCUGCUUUCGGUGCAUUCACCUUUGCAGUGGAACAGACUUUGGAGGAUGGGUGAUACAGAAGAGCUUUCUUCCAGAAAGAAAAGCUGUUUUCUUCUCUUCCCAGUGCUCUUGGUUCACACAACACAGUCAUAGGGUUCUGCAGCACAUCUGAAUGCUGGUGUCAUGGAGGAGAGACGAGUGGUCUUGGGUGGCUGUGUUGGCAUCUUCAUUUCAAUGCCUGAAUCCCCUGUAAAUACAAGCUUUACUUAGUGCUUGGAUGGGUUUAGCAGUUUCUUUGCUUUCUUCCCUGGCAUGCACUCCCCUCCUGCCCCUCUCUGUGCGGUUUCUUUAGUGUUUGGCCCAUCUGAUGCUGGUUCCUUGUCAGCAGAUCUGGGUUGUUGCUGUUUGACUACACUGAAUGGACUUGAA
Pezoporus flaviventris is the source of this 3388-nucleotide messenger RNA. It is a transcript of the gene PRPF6, whose product is annotated as pre-mRNA processing factor 6. The record is from RefSeq and is a predicted model, not a curated record. Gene Ontology annotation, biological process: spliceosomal tri-snRNP complex assembly; mRNA splicing, via spliceosome. The transcript has 21 exons. Bases 106 to 2931 code for a protein of 941 amino acids. Lineage: Eukaryota; Metazoa; Chordata; Aves; Psittaciformes; Psittacidae. Gene Ontology annotation, cellular component: catalytic step 2 spliceosome; U4/U6 x U5 tri-snRNP complex. Gene Ontology annotation, molecular function: protein binding.